UGCCAUGGGUAAUCUGAGCUGAGAUGAAAUGGUAAAAAUUUCCCCUCUGCAGCCUGAGUAACAUGACAAAGUUAUAAAGUUACAGAACCUGAAGGUGACUGAAGAAAAACUACACCUCCAUGAAAACCUGAAAGAAAACAUCACACAUGACGUGAGGAACCGAACCCCACUUGACAGAAUUCUUAAAUGUUUUCCUUACUUCCUUCUCAAGGUCCAUCUAGAAGAAGUUGGGCAUUUGGGGACAUCAUUGAGGCUACGGCGGGGAUGGAAAUUUCCAUUAGACGGUUUGAGUGUUUGACUACGUUGAAAGCAACACUUCGCCACUGGAAUUGAAAUCAAUGACGCAAUUCAUGAGGUACGCAUAAUACAACCAACAAAAACACAAGUAUAAAUAUGAAAUUUGCAAACUUGAUAGAAAUUCAUAACCAGAACAAUCAAUUCCAGACAGAAAAAAGAAAAACAAGAAACCCUUUGCAAGUCAUCAACCAUGCUAGAGCUUGAGUUUACGCUUUCAUCAUGCCUUCUCUUCAUCCUCCUCCCUGUUACCAUUUUAUUCGUAGUCAUUAAAACUGGAGGUAACUCUUCUUCGUCGAAGUUACCAAAGUCUUACCCAUUGGUUGGUUCUACUUUCGCUAUUCGUGCGAAUGAAAACAGAAAUAACCAAUGGAUUGCAGAUGUACUUCACCGUUGUUCCACGGGAACUUAUGUUGCUUCUCGAGGUUUACUAGGUCCUGCUCAAAUUUGGACUGCAAAUCCUGAAAAUGUGAAGCACAUUCUCAAGACCCAAUUCUCUGUCUACCCAAAAGGUGGAAUGUCUAUAAGCAUUCUCAAAGAUUUCCUGGGCAAUGGUAUAUUCAAUACUAAUGGGGAUACCUGGAAGUUUCAGAGGCAGAUAUCAAGCCAUGAAUUCAACACUAAAUCUCUCCGAAAGUUCAUCGAAGAUGUUGUUAAGACCGAGGUUUUUGAGCGGCUAGUUCCCAUUCUGUCAACAACAGCAGAGCAAAACUCAGUUCUGGAUCUUCAAGAUAUUCUUCAAAGGUUUGCUUUUGACAACAUUUGCAAAAUCUCUUUUGGGUACGAUCCUGCAUACCUUUCACCUUCACUCCACAAGACUGAAUUCGCUACUGCGUUUGAAGAGGCUACCGAGAUUAGUGGCAGACGUUUCCGUUCUGUGAUCCCAUUUGUAUGGAAGAUUAAUAGAUUUCUCAACAUUGGGUCAGAGAAGAAACUCAAGCAAGCUACUUCGAAGGUUCGAGAAUAUGCAAGAAAGCUAAUUAUUCAAAAGAAAGAUAACAAAGACAGGUCUUCACUAGAGGCUACUGAUCUUCUCUCAAGAUUCUUAAGAGAUGAGCAGUUAGACGAUGAUUUUGUGAUCGAUAUUGUUAUAAGCUUCAUCUUAGCAGGUCAGGACACUACUUCAGCAGCUUUAACAUGGUUUUUCUGGUUGAUUUCCUGCAACCCCAAGGUAGAAGAAGAGAUAAUGAAAGAGAUAAACCAAGCAUCAGAAGAACCUGGUUACGACGAUAUCAAAGACAUGGCUUACAUCCAUGCAUCGAUUUGCGAGAGCAUGAGGUUGUAUCCACCAGUCCCAGCUGACGGUAAAGAAGCAGCAAGCGACGAUAUUUUACCAGACGGAACUACUAUAAAGAAGGGAAUGACUGUGACAUAUUCUCCUUACGCAAUGGGUAGGAUGGAAAAUUUGUGGGGUUCAAACUGGAACGAAUUCAAGCCCGAAAGAUGGUUAGAGAUUGAUAAAACAACUGGAAAAUUACACUUCGUGGCCAAGGACUCGUACAUAUAUCCAGUGUUUCAGGCAGGACCUAGGAUUUGCUUGGGCAAAGAAAUGGCGUUCUUGCAAAUGAAGAUGUUGGUAGUUGAAAUUUUACGCCGGUUUCGAGUUGUUCCUGCAGAAGGAGACGAUUUUGAACCUGUUUUCAUUUCUUACUUGACCUCGAAAAUGAGAGGUGGUUUUCCAGUGAAGAUUCAACACAGGAACUGAAGACAGACACUGAUAAUUAUAUGGAUUUGUGGUUGUAUUAAGUUGAGUAUUUAUGUUGCAGUGUUCUAGUCUAGCUGUCUAGGGGCAUCAUUGGAUGACUUUAUUUUAGUCUGUUAUUGUUUCUACUUUCUAAUAUAAAUAGAAUUGGAUCCAUAAACCCCAGAUGGAUAGUAAACAGAAAUCUAUCAAGAAACUUGUAAACAAGAACUAGAAAUCCUUGUCAAAAACGGAAAACCGGUCUCCAGGUUUGAGAUGUUCUAAGUUUCUCAUCUUGUAUCUUAUAUACAUAAGGGUAACAUCAUACGUAUUUCCAAUCAACAGAGAUAAUCUUACAUCGGUUUAAUGGCA
Papaver somniferum (opium poppy) is the source of this 2347-nucleotide messenger RNA. Its product is annotated as cytochrome P450 94A1-like. Gene Ontology annotation, molecular function: iron ion binding; heme binding; oxidoreductase activity, acting on paired donors, with incorporation or reduction of molecular oxygen. The record is from RefSeq and is a predicted model, not a curated record. Bases 488 to 1999 code for a protein of 503 amino acids. The transcript has a single exon. NCBI's taxonomy places the organism in Eukaryota, Viridiplantae, Streptophyta, Magnoliopsida, Ranunculales, Papaveraceae.